CUGUCGUGGCAGGUGCUGCUGUAGCUCACACGGGGCUUGCAGAGCCUCCCUGCUUAUCUGGUUAUAAUUAUAGAGAGGUGACCUGGUUUCAGCACCGCGACUCGUCAACAGCUCCAGUGCACAGCGGAGAUUUGGCCAGCCCCUCCCCGCCCCGUGCGUCUGACAGAGCGGGUAGUCCAGGGCGCAGCCUCCGCGGCAGUUUCAGCACCAGCAGGCGGCCGGAGCGGAGCUGUCCAACACGUUCAGCACUUUGGUUCUGGAGGAGGGAACCCAAACCUCAGACAGCCAGGAUAUUAUCUUCCUCCUGGACACAUUACGAGACAGCUUAUUUCAGAAUGGCGUCAACAUACGUCGGCCUUUUCGUCCUUUUUCAGCUCUUAGCCCUGAAUGUAGUGAGCCAGAUAUCUGCCUUCCCCACACCUACAGCCACAACGGAUGAUAAAACUGUGUACAACAGACAGUUGACAGAAGAAAGACCAGUACAAGAGCAGAUUGCUGAGGUUGACAGCGUGAAGGCUGCAGUACAGUCAGCGGAGAGCAAGCGUUCGUCUGCCUCCAAGGACGCUGCAUCAGAGCAGGACCUUGAUGACUUCACCGUGCUGAAGUCCCUGGCCGAUGGCCAGAAAUCAAAGGAGGCCACUGAGGUGCCACCCAAGAAGGAGGACCAGUAUGUUCCAGAUGAAUCCGACUCGACCAAGAGUCGGCGUCUGGCUGAGGACUACGACUCCACCAAGAACGGGAUGGAUGACGGCAAGUACCAGGAUGACCCAGAAAGCUUCCGUCAGGUCGACGGCACUCCGCUGACAGCAGAAGACAUCGUCCAGAAGAUCGCAACCAAGAUCUACGAGGAGGACGACAGAGGGGUGUUUGACAGAAUCGUCUUAAAACUGCUCAAGCUGGGGCUGAUCACAGACAGUCAGGCAGACACUCUGGAGUACCAGGUGGCAGUUGCUCUGCAGGAUCUCAUCACCAAAAAUGCCAAAAAUAACGAGAUUGAGGACGUUGAAAGCAAUGAGCAAGAAACCAGGGGAGAGCAGGACGACCAGGGUGCAGACUCAAACAAGGACACAUGGGAGCCACCCAGACGCCGCUACUAUGAAGACGAGGAGGACGGGGAAGAAAACGAUGAUGAAGCUGAGGACGAGGUGGACAGGGAUGUAGAAGAAGAAGGGGGUGACACUGCUCCCAACACCUGGGACAAAGAUACUGAGGAGGGCAACGAGGUGAGCCCUGGAGACGGGCUCCAGGACCUGCAGUACUUCCCAAACUUCUACCGUCUGCUCAAGAGCCUCGACUCAGAUCAAGACAUUCAGGAGAGAGAGACACUGAUCACCAUCAUGAAGACGCUGAUUGACUUUGUGAAGAUGAUGGUGAAGUACGGCACCAUCACGCCUGAGGAGGGAGUGUCCUAUCUGGAGAACCUUGACGCUAUGAUCGCCAUGCAGACCAAGAACAAGCUGGGCAAGGCACUGGGGCCGCCUGACUUCACUGGACCCAACGGUAAAAGCUUGGAUGAGGACGACAACACCAAGGCCGAGGCCGCCAAGAUGCAGAAGGAGUAUGAGAACCUGAAAGACUCAACCAAGGAGGAGCAGCCAUCAACUGAGACCAAUCAGCCUGGCAAGUCAGAGACUUAUCUGGAGGCCAUCAGGAAGAACAUUGAGUGGUUGAAGAAACACAACAAAGAAGAAGGCAAAGAUGAUUACGACCUGUCCAAGCUGAAAGACUUCAUGGACCAGCAGGUGGACUCCUACAUUGAGAAGGGAAUCAUCGCCAAGGAUGAAGGCGACACCAUCAAGAGGAUCUACAGCAGCCUGUAAUGCCGUCGCCCAUCCUCCAUCCUCCCACCAACCUCUGGCCUAAAACACAGGACUAAAUCUGACAUUAACAUCUCAAACCAAACCCUGACUACUUUACCCAUGGCAUGGUAAAAUAUAUACUGUGUAUUCAAAACUACCUGCUUAGGGGAACUUGUUUACCCUCCCAGACAUUCCCAAAAUGUAUCAAGAAAUAGGGAUUUAAUAAUCAACAAAACAGUCAAAUGAUUCUUUACAGCUACCUAACUGAUUAUAUUUGCACGCCAAGAUCGCAGAGUAAUAAUCAUUAGAAUAUUAUUGAAAGAAAAUCAAAUUAUUUUAUGUAACCAACUCACACGUCCAACUAAAUGCUAGCAUUUACUCCAACCUGACUCCUGUGGGAAAUGAAUGUUAUGAGAGUAUGAUGCUGUAGCUUUGUCAUCAACCGUUUCCAACACUUUUUUUGCAACAAAAUGCACAUAUAUCAAAUUGUACUCAUUCUGUGUAACCUGUCUUAGCCGAUUAUAUUUCCUUUUUCCGGUGUAUAUGUAAGAUCUUAAUGUAUUUUUGCUUUUUAUUUUACCAAAAAUCUAUUUGUUGUGUAUCAUGUCGGUGCCCUCCGUACUUCUAUUAUGUUCUGCUGUAAUUCUUCUGGGAGCCACUAGAGGGCUGUGUUUGUAUCAUCUCUGCAUGUCUCUGUGAGUUCAACAUUUCCAUCUCUGUAGAGACUCAAGAUAAGUAUUUUUAAAUGUAAAUAUUUGUGAUUUUUUCCUAAAGUUUAAAAGCAAUUAAAACAUUGCCUUUUCUU
Centropristis striata (black sea bass) is the source of this 2604-nucleotide messenger RNA. RefSeq names its product secretogranin III (gene scg3). The coding region runs from base 336 to 1820 and encodes 494 amino acids. The transcript has 12 exons. The record is from RefSeq and is a predicted model, not a curated record. Gene Ontology annotation, biological process: protein localization to secretory granule. NCBI's taxonomy places the organism in Eukaryota, Metazoa, Chordata, Actinopteri, Perciformes, Serranidae. Gene Ontology annotation, cellular component: secretory granule membrane.